Messenger RNA from Thrips palmi, 1009 nucleotides. RefSeq lists its product as uncharacterized. The coding region runs from base 1 to 831 and encodes 276 amino acids. Gene Ontology annotation, biological process: sensory perception of taste. The transcript is spliced from 6 exons. The record is from RefSeq and is a predicted model, not a curated record. Gene Ontology annotation, cellular component: membrane. NCBI's taxonomy places the organism in Eukaryota, Metazoa, Arthropoda, Insecta, Thysanoptera, Thripidae.
AUGGCCGAGGGCACGUCGCCGACGUGGCCGACGCCGCCGCGGACCCUGCAGUGGGUCGUGACCGUCAUGGCCGUCCUCGCCCUGGUGGUCGUGCUGUCCCUGGCGUGUCUGAUUGCCUACAGCCUUUUCAUCGACAGGAUGCAUAUACCCAACGACCUGUACGAGAUCCUGGCGGCUUGCAUCAACUCCGCCGUGACGGGGGUCUUCGCCUGCCAGGUGUCCACCCUGUGGGCGCUUGGCGCCGACCUCCGCGCAGACGUGGUUCACCUCGUGGCGGAGGCAGAGGGCCAGGAUGAGAGCCAGGACGAGCGCUCCCGGGUCGACGCGUGCCGGUGGCGUGGGCUGCGGGUCCGACAGAUACUCCUGCACGAUUUGAAGGCGUGCAUGUGCGCUGCGUACGGCGUGCAGAUUGUCGCCUUCGUCCUGGGCGACAUGGUGGACUCGGCCUUCUCGCUGUACACCAACCUGUCGGUGGCUUUCGCGUCCACCCAGUGCGUGGCGGACACACUCUGGGCCGUGGUCAUAGCCUUGCGCCUGGUGCUCAUCUUCGUUCUUUGCCAGUGGGUCAGCGAGGAGCACGAAACUUUGUCCCACAUAUUCAACAGCUUUCAGGCGGGCACCUGUAAUCUCCCGCGAAAAGAAGCGCAGGAGGUAAAAGGGUGCAUUCUUCAAUUUUGCGUGGUUGACCACACCUUUACUGCUGCCGGCAUGCUUCCCAUGGACCUAAACAGCAUGAAAGCGGCCAUUCUGGUCAUCAUCAGCAACUGCAUCGUCCUUGCCCAGUUUGAUCGGGCUACGUGCAGUCUUAUUGAGCUCCCCAUCAAAUCCUGACACGUAGAAGAGAGAAGGUUAAAUCCUACAUCUUCCGAGUGUCAAAAAUCUGCGGUCUUCGGGCAGAUGUGCCCUAUUAACAGGAUCUCUUCUGAGUUUGGAGGAAUUCAUUGGUGGAGCCGCUUCUCAAUUGUAGCAUUCCUCUUUCAGCCGAGGCCAUUUCAUGAAAGUUACUGUG